This is a messenger RNA of [Torrubiella] hemipterigena, 1186 nucleotides long. NCBI's taxonomy places the organism in Eukaryota, Fungi, Ascomycota, Sordariomycetes, Hypocreales, Clavicipitaceae. The record is from the annotation of a GenBank genome assembly.
GAGGCAACUCAUAUAUAUUAAGGCAAAUAUAUCAUUCUUAUUAUUUCAUCUUAUUUGUCAAUAUCUGGCAAUUUAUCGUCGCGGUGCAAUUCCAAAGACAGCCAGGUGCACUACAGUAUGUGGACUGGCCUGUACCUGUACCGCUGCGCUCGGCCGCCUUUCCCCUCCAAAAACUCCACUGUCGUCACUGCUACACUCCAAAUUUGAGGUCUAGCUUGCGCACAGCAUCUUUCCUUCGACACCGUCGUCAUCUACAUUGCCACUAGCCGACAACAAUAUAGUUUGGUCAACAGACAUGUCAGAGAAAAAGACUCCGCAAGGCCCCCCGCCUGAAUAUUCAGAAGCUGCCGCUGAGCAUGGCGCUGCUCCCUCCAGCGGGCCGGCCCCUCCGCGUCCCAACGGCCCUCGCCGACCUCUGCCGUUAGAUAUCCCGAUUAUCAAGCACCUCAAUUCGAAGAGAGUUAUUCUAGCAUCGGCCUCUCCUCGCCGUAAGAUGCUUCUCCAACAGAUUGGCUUAACCAAUCUCGAAAUCCUACCAUCGGACAAGCCCGAAGAUCUCGACAAAUCUGCAUAUGAUCCAUUCGCAUACGUAUCCGAGACAGCUAGAAAGAAAUGUCUCGAUGUUUACCAAACUGCACUGGAAACACACCUCGCAUCGAUUCCAGAUCCUGAUCUGGUCAUUGCCGCCGACACCGUUAUUGUGACCCGCGAUGGACGAGUUCUAGAGAAGCCUCGUAGCGAAGUUGAGCAUAUUCGCAUGCUGAAGCAUCUACGAGACACCCGUGUGCAUCGAGUGCUGACAUCCAUCACGGCUAUUGCUCCCCGCGAAGAUGCUCGACACCCCGGCUACGAGAUCGCGCAUCAUACAGAAGAAACUAAGGUUUUCUUUUGCUCUGAGGAGAACGGUCUGCCCGAUGAUGUUAUUGAAGCAUACGUUAAGACCCGAGAGGGUGUUGAUAAGGCCGGCGGCUACGGAAUCCAGGGAAUGGCAGGGCUGAUCCUGGUCGAAAAGAUUGAAGGCAGCUUUGACAACGUCAUUGGCUUACCAGUAAGAAAAUGCUUGGAGCUGGCCGAGAGGGUUAUUUUCAAGCAGGAUGUCGAUGAGGAUGAUCAAGAUUCUGGCGAGGAAUAGACAGUCUAGAUGAUGGUAGAUAAAAGCGAUCAAAUGCAUUUAUGACUUGCCUUG